UUGAGGCCUACAUUUGCAUCCUCUCCCUCUUCCAUCCCCAGCACAUCAUGCUGCUUUCUUGGACCCUUACCCUGCCCUCCUACGCCAUACAAUGGCUGAUCCCUCCCCUGUUUGCUGCCAUGCUCCUCUUCUGCCUCCUCAGGCUGCCUCCCAAGGCCUCCCGCUCAACCAUGUCUCCGCCCGGCACCUCUGGCUGGCCUCUCCUCGGCGAGACUCUCCAUUUCCUCGCCUCCGCCUACACCUCCGGCCCCCUCUCCUUCAUGGACCGCCGCUCCUCCCUGUAUGGGAGGGUGUUCAAGACGAACAUAUUGGGAAGUGAGGUGAUAGUGUCGGCGGACGCGGAGGUGAACAAUAUGAUAUUGCAGAACCAGGGAAACGUGUUCGUGCCGGCGUAUCCCAAGUCCAUUAGGGAGCUGAUGGGACAACACUCCAUUCUGCAGAUGAAUGGCAACCUUCACAGGAAGCUGCAUUCCCUCAUUGCUGGAUUCCUCCGAUCCCCUCUUCUCAAAUCUCGAAUCGCCGCUGACAUCCAACGCUCUGUCACCCACUGCUUAGCUUCUUGGAAUCACCACCCAUUCAUUUACGUUCAAGAUGAAGUCAAAAAGAUUACUUUUACAAUUCUGGUGAGAGUUCUGAUGAGCAUUGGUCCGGGAGAAGAAUUGGAGGCGUUGAAGAGAGACUUCGAAGAAUUCAUAAAAGGCUUGAUAUGCAUGCCCAUCAAGUUCCCAGGAACAAGACUGUAUAAAUCUUUGAAGGCGAAGGAGAGAAUGAUGAAGACGGUGAGGAAGAUAGUGGAGGAGAGGAAGACGGCGACGGAGGAGAAGGGAGCAGCGAGAGACGCGGUGGACGUGCUCUUAGGGGACAAUGGGCUAUCGGUGGAAGCAAUCAGCGGCAAUAUCAUAGAGAUGAUGAUCCCCGGUGAGGAGACCCUCCCAACGGCUAUGACCAUGGCCGUCAAAUUUCUCUCCGACUCUCCUCGCGCACUCUCCUCCUUGCGGGAGGAAAACAUGCAACUAAAGAGGCAGAAGACAGAUGGCGGUGAUGAUUACGAGUGGACAGAUUACAUGUCGCUGCCAUUCACCCAGCAUGUGAUUAGCGAAACUCUGAGGCUGGCCAAUAUAGUGAAUGCCAUCUGGAGAAGAGCAACCAAAGAUGUAGAAAUUAAAGGGUACAUAAUCCCAAAGGGGAAUUGUGUGGUGGCAUCCCUAAUGUCGGUUCACAUGGACGGGACGAUCUAUGAAAAGCCCUUGGAAUUCAAUCCCUGGAGAUGGGAGGAGCAGAGAAUGGAAGGGAGCGGCGGGAACAGCAAGAAGGGGUGGUACAGUCCGUUCGGAGGAGGGCAGAGGCUGUGCCCGGGGCUGGAAGUGUCGAGGCUGGAGCUGUCCAUAUUUCUGCACCAUCUGGUCACCACCUACACCUGGCAUGCCCACCCUGACCACAUCCUCUACUUCCCCACCGUCAAGAUGAGCAGAAAGCUGCCCCUUACUGUUCGACCCCUCUAAUGACCACUCCUCACACACUACUGUACAGCGCACACGCACACACACCAGAGGGGCUGGAGUUUUCGUGUAUAAUUGGGGCGGCUACGUUAGGCACAGCGUCACAUCCACCCCAUAAGUAAUAAUUCACCUUCAACCACUCUCUCCUCAAUUCUCUCCUCUCCAUUAUUAUGUCUAAUAAUACUCCAUUCUCUGUAUCUAUCCAUAUCUGCGUUCCAUCAAUAUAUACUUGCAUGUCAUCCCGUGCGUGCAUCUGCCCCUUCUACUGCCUCCCAUUCUCCGCUUUUUAAGCUCCCUCGCUCCUUUCUCAGCUGUAUUUAUUGAGUGUCAGCCUGCACACUUUAUAUCAUAUAAAUCCGCAUAUAAUAAAUACUAGAAGGGAAAUGUUGAUAACAUGUGAGCUUUACCAUAGGCCUCCUUGUGAGCCGUCAAUUCAAUCCCAGAGCAUAAUAUAAUAAAGACAUUGUAGAAUUUGCCACUGCUUACUAUCACUCAUUUUCUUUUGUAUUAUGAUUCUUCUGGGUAAUUUCAUGGGCGUGAAAUUCAUGUGAACAAAACCUGGAAGUAUUUUGAUCCAGAUAAUCAUUUUUCCUUCAUUCAUUACAUCAAAUCAACGCUCAGGAUCAUGCAUGGAGAUGGGCAUUGAGAGAAAAUAAGGGGACAAUUUAAUUCUUACGUGUCAUCCUUUCUCUAUAUGUUUGAACCUAUACAUGGAGAUUAUUCAAAUUAUAAUUUCCUGUCCCUUUUUAAAAA
Neltuma alba is the source of this 2252-nucleotide messenger RNA. RefSeq names its product 3-epi-6-deoxocathasterone 23-monooxygenase CYP90C1. NCBI's taxonomy places the organism in Eukaryota, Viridiplantae, Streptophyta, Magnoliopsida, Fabales, Fabaceae. The coding region runs from base 48 to 1502 and encodes 484 amino acids. The record is from RefSeq and is a predicted model, not a curated record. Gene Ontology annotation, molecular function: iron ion binding; heme binding; oxidoreductase activity, acting on paired donors, with incorporation or reduction of molecular oxygen, NAD(P)H as one donor, and incorporation of one atom of oxygen. Gene Ontology annotation, biological process: brassinosteroid biosynthetic process; brassinosteroid homeostasis; sterol metabolic process. The transcript is spliced from 8 exons.